Messenger RNA from Trichobilharzia regenti, 1404 nucleotides. The record is from the annotation of a GenBank genome assembly. NCBI's taxonomy places the organism in Eukaryota, Metazoa, Platyhelminthes, Trematoda, Strigeidida, Schistosomatidae.
AGGAAAUUUUUUAAGUGUUUCAUGGGAUGGAGAGUAAUUUCACGAAUUCUGUAUUCUCAUAUCCAAAUGGCUUGGCAGCAUGUCCAAAUCAAAUUAAGGCGUGUUCGUGUGACUGUGUGAAAAUGAGACAACUCUCUACGCCUGUGGGUGAAAGAAUCUCAAUGAGCGAGCUUAAUAAUAUGGGAUUUAGUUUACAAACCAAACAGAUAUUACACAACUGUGAACCCAGUAUAUGCACUCCAUAUGCACAUACUACAAAUAAUUUUAUUCACUAUUCGUGUAGACCAGAUUAUUUUCCAAACCAGUCACCUGGAUGCAUGUACUGUCAACAAAGUUACUUGUCACAUUAUUACCACACACCACCGUGUACUUGUCUCCGCGGUCACACUAACUCAAAUGAACACCUACAUAACUGUCAACAUGCUUUUACUCACCACCAAGCCAGUGAUUGUCAUCCACAGUAUUCACAUCAUCCAAAUAAUGAAGAUUCUCUUCUGAACAAAAUUAAGCAGACAGAUGAUGACAGCAACCGUAAUCACAAUAGCAACUUUAUAUCAAGGCAAAGUGAACAGAUUAAGAAAAUGUACAAGUGUAGUUAUCCUGGCUGUGAGAAAAGUUAUGCAAAACUGUGUCAUCUAAAGGCUCAUUAUCGCAUUCAUACCGGUGAACGCCCUCUUGUUUGUGUUUUCCCAUACCCACGUAACAUGAUUGCUGAACUCUCAGUGACGACUUCACUAACCGUACCAAUAUGUGGUGAGAGAUUUGCACGCUCAGAUGAAUUAACUCGACAUUUAAGAAAGCAUCUAAAUAUCCGACCAUUUAAAUGUUACAUCUGUUCAAAAGCAUUUAGCAGGUCAGACCAUUGCAAAGUUCACUUGCGUACUCAUUUUCGUAAACAGUAUCGAAAGAAUGUUUCAUAUCCCAAUCGCCCCACUCAUCACUUACCGAAGAACUACGUUGAUGAAUCACAUGGGAAUUUAGUCCAUCUACCAAAUUUUACAUCACCGGAAGAAGCGGAUAUUAAGGUUUUUAACAACUUACCUGUCUUGUCAUCGUCAUCAUCAUUUCGGCCAAAUGUAAUAACAACUGAAUUUAGUCAUUCAUAUCCAGUAUAAUCGUAUUCAUUAUCGACAGUUUCUUCUCCAGAAUCCUUCUCCUCGUAAAUCAUAGCUGGGGGUACCUUUAACAUGUUAUAAAAUAUCUUUAAUUUUUUAUGAACAUUAUCACCGCAAGCUUUCUAAUAAAUAAAGAUCAUCAUAUCACUGAUAACUUGAAAUUGAAAUUUUUACACUACUUGAAACAAGAAAACUGCAUGUCCAGUAGAUUUAUUUUAUACUGAUGACAGACCUCUUAUUGGUAACACUAUUUUUCUAUCUCCAUUAAUAAUACAACUUUUAUAAUUCA